AAAUGGCAGUGUACUGUCCAUAUUGUCGAAAUGAAUUGGUCGGACAUGUUGGACGUCUUUGUAACUCCUGUCACGGUGACAUUGGCUUUUUGGCACCUGUUCUAUAUGGCAGAGGAACAGUAUCAGGUCAAAUGACAGAGGCAGCCCUCUUCCAUCAAUACUUCGCCGAGCGCCACAGAACUGAGGAUGCUGCACAACUGGAACUUGGUGACCUGAUAGAAAUCUUCCGUGCUGGCUAUCAGCACUGGGCUGUGUACGUUGGUGAUGGGUUCGUUGUUGAAUUGGUUGCCUUUGGAACAGGCAGUUCUGGGGUUUCAUCAACCAUAUCAGGAUUUUUGGUGGGGGGCCAAGUGAGGAAAGAAAAACUCCAAGCUGUGGUUGAAAAAGACAAAUGGGAAAAAAAUAACACAAAACAUCCGAGCAGCGACAACCAGUUGAGACCCAGGCAAAAGCAUGAAAUUGUGAAAGAAGCCCUUUCACGUGUGGGAAUGACUCAGUACAGUGUUUCCCGGUGGAACUGUGAGCACUUUGCCACCUUGUGCCGUUAUGGAAAAGCCGUGUCUCUUCAGGUGAUGCAGGCGGCAGAUACUGUUGCUAAGGCCGGAAUUUUUGGUUUGCUGGGUUCCUUGGCUUCAGGAUCCAUGUCCUCAGCUGUCCCAGGAUCCUACUCCUCCUGAAUAUAUUC
Molecule: messenger RNA, 685 nt
Organism: Scomber japonicus (chub mackerel)
Lineage: Eukaryota; Metazoa; Chordata; Actinopteri; Scombriformes; Scombridae
Product: phospholipase A and acyltransferase 4-like
Exons: 6
Coding region: 3-677 (224 amino acids)
Biological process (GO): N-acylphosphatidylethanolamine metabolic process
Cellular component (GO): cytoplasm
Molecular function (GO): A2-type glycerophospholipase activity; glycerophospholipid phospholipase A1 activity
Source: RefSeq, a predicted model, not a curated record